AUGUUGAGACACUCAAUUAGAUUGAAGCCAUUGGUUCAGCGUCAUUUGGGAUCAGUCAACUACUCCACAGGCAAGGAGAUCAAGUUCGGCGCAGAGUGCCGUGCUUUGAUGUUGUGCGGUGUUGAACAGUUGGCCGCAGCCGUCGAGGUCACUCUCGGACCAAAGGGACGCAACGUCAUCUUGGAUCAACCAUUCGGCCCACCAAAGAUCACAAAGGAUGGUGUCACAGUUGCCAGACACAUCGAGUUCCAAGAUCGUCGCAUCAACCUCGGUGCUGCACUCGUCAAGGGCGUCGCCUCCAAGACCAACGACAUUGCUGGUGAUGGAACGACUACUGCCACCGUGCUGACCAGGGCAAUCUUUGCUGAGGGUUGCAAGGCUGUUGCUGCCGGUAUGAACCCAAUGGACUUGUGGCGUGGAAUCAACUUUGCCGUCGACCGCGUGCUCGAGGAGCUGAAGAAGAACUCGCGUCCCAUCACCACCACCGAGGAGAUUGCUCAAGUCGCCACCAUCUCUGCCAACGGUGACACCGUUGUUGGUAACAUCAUUGCUAGUGCCAUGGAGAAAGUUGGUCGCGAAGGUGUCAUCACAGUUCAGGAUGGCAAGACAUUGAAGGAUGAGUUGGAGAUCAUUGAGGGUAUGAAGUUCGACCAAGGUUUCAUUUCAAGAUACUUCAUCACCGACCCAAAGACUCAGAAGUGUGAGUUCGAGGACCCAUUGAUUCUGCUGACAGACGGCAAGAUCACCAACAUUCAAACAUUGGUUCCAAUCUUGGAGGCUGUCAACGCACAGCGCAGGAAGCUGCUGAUCAUCGCUGAGUCGGUCGAGUCAGAUGCACUCACUGCACUCAUUCUCAACAAGUUGCGUGGUCUUCAGGUCUGUGCCGUCAAGGCACCAGGCUAUGGCGAUCUGCGCAAGGUGCAGCUGCAGGACAUUGCAGUGCUCACUGGUGGACAGGUCAUCAGCGAGGAGCUCGGCACCAAGCUCGAGUCAGUCGACAUUAGCAUGCUGGGCACUGCCAAGAAGGUUGCCAUCAGCCAGGACAACACAAUCAUCUUGGACGGCGGCGGCGAGAAGGCAGCCAUCCAGGAGCGCGUCGAGCUGUUGCGCGAGACCAUCACAACCACCACUGAGGAGUACCAGCGCGGUAAGCUCCAGGAGCGUUUGGCCAAGUUGGGCCGGCGGCGUUGGUGUGAUCCGCGUCGGCGGUGCCUCCGAGGUCGAGGUUGGCGAGAAGAAGGACCGUAUUGA
Messenger RNA from Acytostelium subglobosum LB1, 1251 nucleotides. RefSeq lists its product as hypothetical. NCBI's taxonomy places the organism in Eukaryota, Evosea, Eumycetozoa, Acytosteliales, Acytosteliaceae. The record is from RefSeq and is a predicted model, not a curated record. Gene Ontology annotation, molecular function: ATP binding; ATP-dependent protein folding chaperone; protein-folding chaperone binding. Gene Ontology annotation, biological process: protein refolding. Bases 1 to 1251 code for a protein of 416 amino acids. Gene Ontology annotation, cellular component: mitochondrial inner membrane; mitochondrial matrix. The transcript is spliced from 3 exons.